AUGACCAGAGUGAUUCUGAUUGGUGUGGGCGGUGCAACUUGCUCGGGCAAGACAACCCUCGCCAAACAUCUUAACCGCAUCUUGCCAGACAGUGUCAUCAUACACCAGGACCCUCAGGAACUCGUCCCCUUCCAUCCUGUCCAUAAUGUCCAGGAUUGGGAUGCUCCUGCGGGUGCCAUAACCUGGCCUCGCCUCAUCCAGUUUCUGCACAAGGUCAAACAGACUGGUCAGAUCCCCCCUGACCAUCGGAGUCACGACCACCUCAACGAGCAGAAGGAGAUCAGUGUCGACGCCUCCGUCCGAGACAAGUGGAUCGCCGAGUUCGAGAAGAUCAAGAGGGAUAUAGAGGCGGCUGAUGGUGAGCGUAUUGUCUGGGGUUUGGUAGAUGGUUUCCUGUUAUACUGGCACAAAGAGGUUAUAGAGCAACUAGACGUUCGCAUCAUGUUGCGUGUCCCCCAUGAUGUUCUCAGAAAACGACGCCACGAAAGACAUGGUUAUCAUACAGCAGUCCAAUCCGACCCAGAGGGUUCCCUUUGGCGGGACCCCCCAGGUUAUUGGGAAGACAUCGUAUACCCGGCGUAUGUCGAGGCUAACAAGGACGUAUUCGAGGAUGGCGACGUAGAGCAUGGUAAGCCUACGAACAAGGUGGAGGGCCUCGUCCUGUUGGAGAGUUUGAACAUAUCUAUGUCAGAGGCGGUCGAGCGAUGCUGUCAAGUCAUCAGAGCAGCCGUGGCCAAAGAUGAAUCAUGA
Messenger RNA from Psilocybe cubensis, 750 nucleotides. RefSeq lists its product as uncharacterized. Gene Ontology annotation, cellular component: cytoplasm. The record is from RefSeq and is a predicted model, not a curated record. Lineage: Eukaryota; Fungi; Basidiomycota; Agaricomycetes; Agaricales; Agrocybaceae. Bases 1 to 750 code for a protein of 249 amino acids. The transcript has 5 exons.